AUGAUGCAUCAGUGGGGUCUACUCAUCACUGUGUUCUACUGCCAGCUGUAUCUGGCUGCUGCUCAACACUGGAGGAAAGCCCUUUACCCAUCAGCUUUUAGAGUGAAGCGUGGCACACACUCAUUGGUCAACCCCACCUUCCAGAACUCUGUGGAAGAUGUUAACCUGCUGUUUGAGAUCCUGCUGGCAGGCCUGCAGAUCGAGGGUGAGGACAAGCCCUUCGUGAUCCCAGACAAGGAGCUGGCGUCUCUGAGGAGGGUCCAAAAGCUGGAGGUUAUCUGUGAGGACGUCCUGCCCAAGAGACUAUCCGAGAUCAGACGUCUGACCUCCCACCUGUCCCAGCGCAGAGGUGCCCUGAGCAGGGAGGACUUUGAGCGCACAGUGCUCACUAUGGUGUACACUGCCCAGACUCUGGCUCAUACCACCUCCCAACACCAAAAGGCACUGUGGGGAGACGCCCUGCUGCAGCUGUUCAGGGCCAUACAAGAAGAUCUGACGCCCCCACCCAGGACACCUCAGCACAACUAGUGUUAUGGACAUGUGGACACAUUCUUUUAGAUACUGUAAUAUACUGAUCAUUUUAUACUGUAACACAAGUCACUUUUUAGCAGAGAAUUUGAAGGAUGUUUUCUAUUGAGUUGUAUUGUAUUAUCAAAAUGGCUGUUCUGAUAAUGUAAUGUGUUUGGUUAUGAUCAAAUGAUAUGAUCUAAUCAUAUUGAAAGGAGGAUGUGGGAAAAGGAGGGAUGUGAACUAUAUCUUGUUCAUGUUCUAUCUACCGGAUUCCGCCUUGUUCCAGGACUUCAGACGUAAUCAAACAUUUUAAAUAUUUUAUCAGUCACUCUGUCAUCGUGAUUCAUACCAGGUCUUUAUCAAAUCUUCUGUCAGCUGUUUAUCACAAUCACAUAAUCUUUCCCCAGCACAGUCCCAUGGCGAAAGGGAGCUUCAUGAAA
Messenger RNA from Salvelinus namaycush (lake trout), 950 nucleotides. Its product is annotated as protein FAM180A-like. NCBI's taxonomy places the organism in Eukaryota, Metazoa, Chordata, Actinopteri, Salmoniformes, Salmonidae. The record is from RefSeq and is a predicted model, not a curated record. The transcript is spliced from 3 exons. The coding region runs from base 1 to 528 and encodes 175 amino acids.